Molecule: messenger RNA, 1375 nt
Organism: Malaya genurostris
Lineage: Eukaryota; Metazoa; Arthropoda; Insecta; Diptera; Culicidae
Product: actin, muscle-type A2-like
Exons: 2
Coding region: 138-1268 (376 amino acids)
Source: RefSeq, a predicted model, not a curated record
AGCGCCCGCACACAAUAGCUCCGACGACUAUUGAUAAGGUCGUUAUCGAUAGGCUAUAAAUGGCCAAUCGACACUAGGAGCCCACUUUAGUCAUCGUUCGUCGAAGAAGCUCAGUUGAAAGCGAAACAAGUGCAAAGAUGUGUGAUGAGGAAAUUACCGCUUUGGUUAUCGAUAAUGGUUCCGGUAUGUGCAAGGCCGGAUUCGCCGGUGACGAUGCACCACGUGCCGUAUUUCCUUCGAUUGUGGGACGCGCCCGCCAUCAGGGUGUGAUGAUCGGUAUGGGACAGAAGGACUCGUACGUCGGUGAUGAGGCCCAAAGCAAACGAGGAAUUCUAACCCUGAAGUAUCCGAUCGAACAUGGAAUCGUAUCCAACUGGGAUGAUAUGGAGAAGAUCUGGCAUCACACGUUCUACAACGAACUGCGAGUGGCUCCGGAAGAGCAUCCGGUUCUGCUGACCGAGGCUCCACUGAAUCCGAAGGCCAACCGCGAAAAGAUGACUCAGAUUAUGUUCGAAACGUUCAACUGUCCGGCGAUGUAUGUGGCCAUUCAGGCUGUGCUGAGUUUGUAUGCUUCUGGACGUACGACGGGAAUUGUAAUGGAUUCCGGUGAUGGUGUCUCGCAUACGGUUCCAAUCUACGAGGGGUACGCUCUACCGCAUGCGAUUCUUCGUUUGGAUUUGGCUGGUCGUGACUUAACCGAUUAUCUGAUGACCAUCCUUACCGAGCGGGGCUACACCUUCACAACCACGGCCGAGCGGGAAAUUGUACGUGACAUCAAAGAAAAACUUUGCUAUGUCGCGUUGGAUUUUGAACAAGAAAUGGCCACGGCAUCCACUUCGACCGCUCUGGAAAAAUCCUACGAACUUCCCGAUGGUCAAAUCAUCACCAUCGGUAACGAACGGUUCCGCUGUCCGGAAACGCUUUUCCAGCCAUCGUUCAUCGGCAUGGAAUCCGUGGGAAUUCACGAGACCGUAUUCAACUCGAUCAAGAAGUGCGACGUGGAUAUUCGUAAGGAUUUGUUCUCCAACACCGUGCUGUCGGGAGGAUCCACCAUGUUUGCCGGAAUCGCCGAUCGGAUGCAGCGUGAGUUGACCACCCUAGCACCAAGCUCGAUCAAGGUCAAAAUCAUUGCACCACCAGAGCGAAAGUACUCCGUCUGGAUCGGUGGCUCCAUUCUUGGGUCGCUGUCCACCUUCCAGCAGAUGUGGAUCUCCAAGCAGGAAUACGAUGAGGCCGGCCCCGGAAUUGUCCAUCGCAAGUGCUUCUAGACCCUAGGUUUACAGUUACGUUCCGCUGUGUGGUUACGAAAUCAUCACACGUUGAUACGUGUGAUAAGCUAAUCAAAAUGAAAGAGAAUAAAAUUUGGGUUUCUUUA